This is a messenger RNA of Oncorhynchus nerka (sockeye salmon), 6000 nucleotides long. RefSeq names its product BAH and coiled-coil domain-containing protein 1-like. The transcript is spliced from 7 exons. The record is from RefSeq and is a predicted model, not a curated record. Lineage: Eukaryota; Metazoa; Chordata; Actinopteri; Salmoniformes; Salmonidae. Gene Ontology annotation, molecular function: chromatin binding. The coding region runs from base 1 to 2079 and encodes 692 amino acids.
AUGAACCGAGCAAAGUACAAAGAGAUCCUUGAUAACCUGCUCAGGACCUCAGACUUGGGCGAAGUCAAGGGACCCCUCUCCAUGGCAACUGUAAAUGAAAACAUCCUGAAAGGGGCUUCAGUGAGUGGCGGAUUCUGGGCCCUGGCUGCAUUGUCCUGGAUGUUCGUCCAGAGACAGAGUCGGUGCUCUCUGAGGGGACGAGGGUGUGUGCCUACUGGAGCGAACGCUCUCGCUGCCUAUACCCAGGCAACAUACGCCAAGCGGCCGGGCGGCUCGGAGGAGCUUCAGUUUGGAAAAAGCUCCCUGAGUGAGAGAGUCUCGGAGAGACAGGCCAGCACAGAGCCUGCCAGGAGACGACCAGGGAGACCCAAAGGUUCAGGGAAGAAGAAGAACCUGUCAGACAGCACCAAUAAGAACGCAGCCCCUCUGCUCAGCUGGCCGGCUGUGGCUGUCCCCAGGAAGAGGGCCUGUGAAAAUCUGUUCCAGCUCAACGGGACUCCCAGGAAGGCCCUGAGGGGGACGAGGGAGGCACACCUGUUCCCCCUGCCCCCGGCCCCUGUCUCUACACCGACCAAGGGCCUGUUCAGCAGCAGCUCCUUCGAGGUUGACUCCUUCAGCAGCAUCGCUAACGGCUACUCCUCCUUCUGUAGCACCCAGCCCACCGGCAUGUCCCUGGGUUCCAGGACCGGGCCCUAUGUCCAGAGACGGAGGCCCGGCGAGGUGCCGCGGAGCAGCAGGAAGAGCAGUCAGGAGUUCCUGGUCAAACUGGAUCACGAGGGGGUGACUUCACCCAAGACGAAGAACAGCAAGGCCCUGUUGCUGCUGGGCGGUGGCUCUGGGUUCGGGGCCAAAGGCGUGGGCGGCCUCCCCAGGCCUGAGGCCUACUCCCACCCAGUCCUGCUGGUCAAGGACAACAGGAAGGGAGUUUCUACCUCAAGGGCUGAGCUCCUCCUUAAGGGUGCCCCUCCUCCACAGAGGAAGGCUUCUCCCUCCCUGGCUAUUGGGGAGUACGGUGUCGGCGAGCUUGGUCUCAGCUGCCAUCGGGACUGCCACAGCUCCUACUCAGACCUGGACAAUGAAGAGGAGGAGGAGAGGAGGAGGAGAAGGGGGGCUGCGCUGGCCACAGCAGCCUCUGGAGGACUGAGGACGGCGGGAAGCUUUCUCUCGCGCCUCUCCGUCUCAUCCUCUUCCUCUGGUUCCUCAAGUUCGUCCAGCUCAGGCUCCAUGUCCAGUUCCAGCCUGUGCUCCUCGGAUAACGACUCGUCCUACAGCUCGGAGGAUGAGGAGAGCUCCACGCUGCUGCUACAGAGCUGCCUGUCCUCCCACCAUGGCCUGCUGCAGUCCCCUGAGCCCCCGGCUGCAGCCGGACCCCACCAGGGCCAACAGUCCUUCGUGGCCAAGGCCGUGGCCGUAUCCAACACCAAGGCAGGAGGAGCCACCAACGACCACAGUGCCAACAACAAGCUUCUCAAAAGGAAGGAGUGUAGCAGCUCGUCCCCCUCCAAACCCCCCAGAGACCUGGUGAAGAGGCAAAGGGUUAUCCCUGGUGAUGCAGGACCAAGACCCAAGAUGAACACGUUCCUACCGGGAAGACAGAUGUGGCGGUGGUCGGGGAACCCCACUCAAAGGCGGGGGCUGAAGGGGAAGUCCAGGAAGCUGUUCUACAAGGCCAUCGUACGGGGAAGGGACACGGUGCGAGUGGGCGACUGUGCCAUGUUCCUCUCUGCCGGCCGGCCCCACCUACCCUACGUGGGCCGCAUCGAGAACUUCUGGGAAUCCUGGAGCGCCAACAUGGUGGUGAAGGUCAAGUGGUUCUACCACCCAGAGGAGACCAAGUUGGGCCAGAGGCACCGCGACAGCAAGCACGCUCUGUAUCAGUCGUGCCACGAGGACGAGAAUGACGUCCAGACAAUCUCCCACAAGUGCCAGGUGGUGAGCCGCGAGGAGUAUGAGCACAUGGCCCGCGGCCAGAAACCCAGCAGCAGCGUGACCACCCAAGGCCUGUACUAUCUGGCUGGCACCUAUGACCCCACCAGCGGUCAACUGCUCACUGCUGAGGGGGUGGCCAUCGUCUGCUGAGCUGAGGACAUCUUGUCCUAAGGAUACUACUGAACCACCCAUCUGAUGGGAAAUGAAGGUGAAGGUCCCCGCAGCUUUGCCUGAAGGACCCCUGGUCUGAUUCAGUCCGUAGGAGGGUUCCCAGAUGGGUCAGUCCUGGAGGAAGUGAAGGUCGAGGUGCCUGUGGCUUUGCCUGAAGGACCCCUGGCCUGACUCAGUCCGUAGGAGGGUUCCCAGAUGGGUCAGUCCUGGAGGAAGUGAAGGACCCCUGGCCUUAGUCAGUGCUGACUAGUGGUGGACGUCAGGGCCAAGGCAGGGCUGUCCCCUGUCUACACUGGAUAUCUCAACACACAUGGCUGCUAGACUAGGGUGUAGUUAGAAGAAGGGGAGGGGGUAGCCAUUCACAGCAGUGAACCCCAUUCUGCUCCCAUCCUCACUGGGUGAAGACAAGGAUCUGGGUCCUGAACAACCGCAAUCCAGGAGGUCAAUGACACCCGACUGACUUUCCAUUGGUCCAACUUAACAUCUCUUUAGUUUAGACUGAGGAUGGCAUGUUUGAGGGACUGUUUCACACCUCAUCUUUACACCACUCACCCAUCAUAGGUCACCAAAUUAGAGCUGAACAUAGGUUUGGAUUGGACAGCUCAAUGCACCAUUAGGUCGCUCCGGACCAGGCCUGUGGUUGCCUCAUUUCAGCUGAGUGCGUGAGUGAGUGAGGUAUGGGAUGUACUCUCCAUAGUUCGUCUUCAUGAUUCCAGGGAUGAUAAAAUAUGUAUAAGAUAUCCAUGAUAAAGAUGUAAAUAUUUGGGAUGAUUUUUCCAGUCAAGCCAUACACUUCAGUACCUCUUGUCUCUCUUAUGGAUCAGGUGUAUACUGUACAGGUCAGUUAUCUGUUCUUUUUUUGUUGUUGUCUAUAUGUAUAUAACAACUAUUUUAUAUACAAGUAUAUAUGAAAGGUAUCUUUCAAUGUUUUUUUAUUGAUUUAUUUUUCUAUGGAGGGGUGAAUAUGGCUCUUUGUGUUUUUCUUUGGGACGAUGAGCUGAAGAUGUAAAAGUGUUGCACUACACAUGACCUGCUGAGACAGACAGACAGACAGACAGACAGGCAGGCAGGCAGACAUACAGACAGACAGACAGACAGACAGACAGACAGACAGACAGACAGACAGACAGACAGACAGACAGACAGACAGGCAGGCAGGCAGAGAGAGAGAGAGAGAGCACAGAAAUGAGAGAAGGAUCUGACAGGAGAGGUCUCAUUCUCUCAGAGAGAGAGAGAGAGAGAGAGAGAGAGCACAGAAAUGAGAGAAGGAUAUGACAGGAGAGGUCUCACUCAGAGAGAGGAACCAUCCUGUUGAAGUGUAAAUGUGUCCUUAAAUGUGUUACUUUCCACAUGUGAUAUUUUGUUUUAUAACCAUCUUUAUUUAUGUACCUUGCAGUGGUUCCUCGCUACAUAGCAGAUCCACGUGGACUGCAUUCACGGGUUACAAAAGAAUACUAUUAACAAGUGAGAAAUAGAGAUAUUUACAUAUAUUUAUUUUGAUUGGUAUUGAAAUCCAUUCUAAUAUUGCCCUGGCAUCACUUUAACGAUGCCAUUGUGGCUCUCCACAUCAUUCAAUUCAAAAGGAGUUGGUCUGCGUAUGCAGGUGUAUAGAAGCGCUAUACUUCAAGUACACAUUUGGACCUGUAAAAACCAAAGCUUCUACUCUGUAAGAUCUUCAUGAAGUACUAUGGAAGUAGUACUUACUAUGAACAUCAAGCAGCUGUGUUAUUCAGAGAUCCCUGGGAACUUAAUCAUCAAACUGUUUCUCACUCUGAGAAUACAAGACAUCCCCCUAUGUGCAUAUAUGGCUUUGCUUUGUGACAAUGGGUUUUGUUGCACACGUACCUGUAGCUCUGUGAGGUCCAAAGUCCCUGUGGCCAAAAUUCAUCAGUGACCUGAAACAGGUGGCUGAUAAAGGUCAUACCAAGGUCAAGGUACUGUCAACAUCAAAAAAAAGGUUGAAUAUUGACAAUUUGUUGAAGAUUCGUCAGUUGGGUUUAUUGAUUAAUUAAUAGACAUGCCUCUGAAUUAGGAACACACAUGCACUCAAUGUUAACGGUGAAGGACAAUCAAAUUCACAAAGCAAUGGAUAUAGUUUAAAAGUCUCACUUAAUCAAAAUAUUGCUUUGAAAUGUUUUAUUUUAUUUUGUGCCAAAUACAUGUUUGUCUCAGCCUCUGUCGUUUUGAUAUGUAAAUCCUGACUGUUAUGUUCUUACGAAGUUUUAUUUGCUCAUCAUCAACCUUUAUUUAUUGUCAAUGUUGCUGUUUGCUCGUCAAGCCAUGAGCUCUCUAUGACAACGUGACGUUGUUUCUCCAUGUGAUGUCACAUUUGGUUUAGUUAAUAACAGUUUGGUCUUUGAAGAGGCUGCGCAGUAAACAGGAAUACAGGAACACUGGAUUAUUCUCAUCCACAAACCUCUCUGAAUAACUUCCUGUUUGGACCGGACCCUCCUGCUCUCUGUCUGCGGUGGCGCGACUGACUACAUCGCAGACGUUUCAUUGCAUCAACCAAUAGUUAUGCGCCACAGUCCGACAUCAGAUUGCUAUGUCGUAUGAUGUGGUUAGCAGAUAUGUUAACACACGAGUGUUGGGAUAUGGCAGGCGUCUGCAAUUUAGUCAGGCAGGAACGCCACCUAUGACUCUGCACCCCGGGUUAGAUCCCGGGCUGUAUCACAACCGGCCGUGAUCGGGAGUCCCAUAGGGCGGCGCACAAUUGGCCCAGUGUCGUCCGGGUUAGAGGAGGGUAUGGCCGGUGUAGGCCGUCGUUGUAAAUAAGAAUUGGUUCUUAACUGACUUGCCUAGUUAAAUAAAGGUUCAAAUAAGAAGGAAAAGCUCCAUCUCAGGGUCCUCAUUGUCUGUGACCCUAACUUCCUGAAAGAUUGACCUCCCAUUUGUUUCAAGCAACAUUUUUAACUGUCUAAGGCCGAGAUGUGUGUGUUUGUGUGGCGGGAUGUUUGUGUGUGUGUGUGUGUAUUUGUAUGUGCAUGCGUAUGUAUGUUUUGUGUGUGUUUGUAUGUGCAUGCAUAUGUAUGUUUGCGUGUGUGCGUAUGUUUGUAUGUGCAUGCGUAUGUAUGUUUGCGUGUGUGUGUGUGUGUGUUUGUAUGUGCAUGCAUACGGAUGUUUGUGUGUGUGUGUGUUUGUAUGUGCAUGCGUAUGUAUGUUUGCGUGUGUGUGUGUGUGUGUUUGUAUGUGCAUGCAUACGGAUGUUUGUGUGUGUGUGUGUGUGUUUGUAUGUGCAUGCGUAUGUAUGUUUGCGUGUAUGUGUGUGUGUUUGUAUGUGCAUGCAUACGGAUGUUUUGUGUGUGUGUGUGUGUGUUUGUAUGUGCAUGCGUAUGUAUGUUUGCGUGUGCUUGCGUGCAAGAUACUGCAUGCCUGUUAAAAAAAGGCCACUGGAUAUGAUGAAAUUAGAAUGUAGUUUUGGAACUCCCGUGUCUUCACGUAUAACGAGAGAGACAGCCUUAGCAUUUUGUUUGGAGGCCAGGUGCUAUACUAAGAUGGCUCAGAGAAGUUGCAUUGAAGUUCAGUGAUUGGGCAGAAUAUUGCAAAGGCUCAUGGGCCAAAGAAAAUCAGGAUGCAGGAGCAUCUUUCUUUUCAACACACUUUUGGUCAUAUAAGGGAAGGUAAAUAUAAGGUGUGAAAGGUAUGCAGUCUCUGAUAGAGUUGUUAUGGUAAAUAUUAACAUCAUGUUGACACAUGAUGUUUAAUAUGAUGAUUAUUAUUUUAAUAUUGUGAUGUUGAAUUAUCUCCUGCUAUCAAUGUUAUAAAGACAUGUAGAUGUGCAAGUUUGGGGUAAAUGUUUUACAAAUAAAUACUUUCAUAAUAUAAAUCUGUCAAAAAUGUUUUAGUAUCAAGAUUUUUUUAUCUGGGUUAUGAAUAAAUAUCACAACUUAAAACAACGUA